UGGCACCUGGUCAUAUGGACAGUUUAAGUCCAAACCAAUUUCCUCGCGUGAAGGGAUUGCAGUCUGACUGGAUAUACAAAGCAAACGGUUUAAACUAUUUGUCACUUUCUCUUUGAAUUUGGUUUAUCUUAAUAUGGGAGUUGGGACUUUUCGAAUUAGCUUGGGCAGUUGAGGACCGGUUGCUUAGGGAUUCCGCAUUCAAGUGUGUUUGCAGUUGGAUAUCGGUUGCACUUCUGUAAACACCGUGGAAUACUUUGGGGAGAACUUCCGCUCUUUAAAUAGACAAUAGCCUACUAAUUAUACGCCAAACUUUCCACUCGGCCAGCUUCUCGGAAAACUCCUGAAGUAUCAGGACACGCGACGUAAAAAUGAACCAGACAGCAGGAGCAACAAAUACUUAUCGAAGAUGUUCUAAAGGGGGAAAGGAGCUGGUGGGGAGCAACCCUCCGCAGAGGAACUGGAAGGGAAUAGCGAUUGCUCUGCUUGUCAUUCUGGUCAUCUGCUCGCUCAUCGUCACCUCCGUCAUCCUGCUGACGCCAGGUGAAGAUGACAACCUGGCCCUGAAAGGGAAAGUGACGGUCGGGGAUAUCUUCAGCAAGGAUUUCAAGGUUCAUGACCCGGAUGCUAAGUGGAUAAGCAGUAAUGAGCUGUUGUACCGGUCUCGUGAAGGGGACGUGGAGAAGUUCAACAUAGAGACUGGAGAGAAGACCGUCUUGGUGCAGAACAAGAAGUUUGAGAUGUACAAGGCCAGCAGGUACGAGGUGUCCCCAGACCUGAAGCAUGUGUUGCUGGCCUACACCGUCACCCCGGUGUACCAGUUCUCGUUCACAGCCUUCUACAUCAUCUGCAGCCUGGAGACGCCGGAGACAUGGAACCUGAACCCCCCAGAGGUGCGUAACGCUCAGCUGCAGUACGCAGGCUGGGGCCCCAGCGGACAGCAGCUGGUUUUUGUGUUUGAGAACAACAUCUACUACCGAUCCACUGUGGAGAGCAGAUCGAUUCGUCUGGUCUCCUCUGGAAAGGAGGGGGUGAUCUUCAACGGACUCAGCGAUUGGCUGUACGAGGAGGAGAUCUUCCAGACCCACAUCGCCCACUGGUGGUCCCCAGAUGGAGCCAGGCUAGCGUACGCCACCAUCAACAACACCAUGGUUCCCAGGAUGGAGGUCCCCAUGUUCACCGGCACCCUCUACCCCACAGGGAAAGAAUACCACUACCCUAAGGCAGGAGAAGAGAACCCAGUCAUCUCUCUGUAUGUGGUCAACCUCAACGGUCCUCUACACACUAUUGAGAUGAGAAGACCUGAGGACCCCAGGAUAGGAGAGUAUUAUGUCACCAUGGUGAAGUGGGCCACCACCACCAAGCUGGCAGUCAACUGGCUGAACCGCGCCCAGAACAUCUCCAUGCUCACGCUGUGUGAGGCCACCACAGGAGUCUGCACCAAGAAACAUGAAGAUGAGAGUGAAGGCUGGCUCCACAGACAGAACGAGGAGCCUCUGUUCUCUAAGGAUGGCCUGAAGCUGUUCUUCACCAGGGCCAUCCCUCAGGGAGGCCGGGGGAAGUUCUUCCACAUCUCCAUGUCCAUCUCCCAGCCCAACACCAGUACAGACACUCUGCAGUCCAUCACGUCUGGAGACUGGGACGUCACCCAGGUCCUGGCCUACAACGAGGACAGCCAGCUGAUAUACUUCCUGAGCACAGAGGACGAUCCUAAGAGAAGACACCUGUACAGUGCGGACACAGUUGGUCCCUUCAACCGCCGCUGUCUGUCAUUGGGUGUUGGGUUGGGUUCCAGGGUGUACGGAGGCUACGUCACCAGCCUCCUACUCAGUGCCGAGGACUCUCCUGUGAAGUGUGGAGCCGUCCUCUCCCCCAUCACCGACUUUGAGUUGUUUGCGUCUGCCUUCUCGGAGCGCUACCUCGGCAUGCCCAAGCCUGACCCCCGGGCAUACGCGAUGACUAACCUGGCCCACAGGGCCUCCCAGUUCCUCAACAAGAAGUUUCUCAUCGUCCACCCAACCGCUGAUGAGAAAGUCCAUUUCCAGCAUACAGCAAAAUUAAUCUCCCAGCUCAUCAAUGAGAAGGCCAACUACACUCUGCAGAUCUACCCAGACGAGGGCCACUUCCUGCACAGCGAGGCCACGCGGCAGCACCUCAGCCAGUCUCUGGUGAACUUCUUUGAGGAGUGCUUCAGGCUCCCAGACAGGGGCUUUGAGGAGAGGCUGGAGGAGGAGAGCGAGGAGGAGGGUUAGCCCGCCUGGUCCCCCCCCCCCCCCCUCGUACAACCUCAACCCCCCCCCCCCCCCCCCCAAGCUUCACACCUCCCACACCCGCCACAAGCACAACGCCCCCACCCUAUCACACACGAUACGCAGCCUCCUCUCUGGUUCCGCCCCCGAGUUGUCGUUUUUCUUUCGUUCACUUCCCCCCCCCCCUCCCUCCUCCUCCUGGAGUUGAUCCUUCGUGUCAGAACGAUGAACCUGAGAACCUUCUGCAGGGGACCGCUCGUUUCAUCCCUCGUUUCACCCCUCCUCCUCCUCACCCUCUCCACCUCUCCCGUCUGUGGAGAUGACAUCCCAGCCAGUCGGCAUGAGAAGAGCCCAUCGACCAAUGACCUCCAGCUGAUGUCGUGACAGGAAAUGUAACCAUGGAGACGAGGCUGUUUGGAUGGAGGGCGGUCUUCAGUUCAGCCGGUCCGUCUGUGAUGGACGAGCUGCUUGGAUUCCCAGCCACAGCUGAGAGGAAACUGCACAUGAAGAACUUGGAAGUUGCUCUGUGAGGAUGAGGACAAACUUUAUAGCACAAACUUUGGAGUGGGACGUCCUCACGUUCCGACUCUGCGUGGUGUGUGAGGAAGGCAGCUCGUGCCUGCGUUCUGGAUGAGGGGAGCAGCAAUGUUACUAUUUUUUAAUAUAGUAUAAAAAAAAGAA
Molecule: messenger RNA, 2927 nt
Organism: Osmerus eperlanus (European smelt)
Lineage: Eukaryota; Metazoa; Chordata; Actinopteri; Osmeriformes; Osmeridae
Gene: dpp6a
Product: dipeptidyl-peptidase 6a
Exons: 22
Coding region: 369-2249 (626 amino acids)
Biological process (GO): regulation of potassium ion transmembrane transport; proteolysis
Cellular component (GO): voltage-gated potassium channel complex; plasma membrane
Molecular function (GO): potassium channel regulator activity; serine-type peptidase activity
Source: RefSeq, a predicted model, not a curated record